Molecule: messenger RNA, 2786 nt
Organism: Boleophthalmus pectinirostris (great blue-spotted mudskipper)
Lineage: Eukaryota; Metazoa; Chordata; Actinopteri; Gobiiformes; Gobiidae
Gene: pgr
Product: progesterone receptor
Exons: 8
Coding region: 274-2265 (663 amino acids)
Biological process (GO): regulation of DNA-templated transcription
Molecular function (GO): zinc ion binding; sequence-specific DNA binding; DNA-binding transcription factor activity
Source: RefSeq, a predicted model, not a curated record
UGAAUGCAUCUCCUCAGACAAUUCCCUGUGCGCGCAGUAUGAAUUCUUUAAAGGUUUUCUGUUUUAAGUCUUUAAAACUGUUCGCCUUAAACAACAAAUGGGAUGUUGUCUUUAUGUGCCUCUAGCAAACUUUACUUUAAUUUGCUUCUGAGAUAAAAUCUGUAUCUGAACAGAGCGGGGAGGCGGAUUACAGGAAGAUCUGUGUGGUACAGUUUAUCAGAAGCUGCCUGUGGUUUCGACGCGCAACCAUCGCACACUGCGCGUUUCAAACCAAUGGAAAAUAAACUGGAAGGCAGAAUGAGCGACAUAAGCACUGCGAUUGUGGAUUCAACAGAAACACGAGGAAGUGCUUCGAUAGAAAACGGGUACAGUAACAUUAAAUUAACUAAUAACGAAGUGCACUUUUUAUCUUCCGUGCGUAAUUAUGGAAGUACGGGGGCUUUAGUUCACAGUGUAAAUGUUAGCGGCAGUGGCGAGCCAGUUUUCAAAGAGUUUAACUUGCUUGACGCACCAGCGACUAGUAAACCUUUUCUUGAUCGCGGUAACAGUGAGUAUCUCAAGUGCGAUUCGGUACCCUGGGAGGAUUUUGUUAAAAGAACCAGUGCUGCUGCAAACCAGUCUGCAAUUCUCUCUACGUCAUGUAAAUACAUCAAGGAUGAGAAGGAGCCUUCUGUGAUUAUGAACAGUCCCUGUACCAGCUUCGACGCUCCCGCGGACUUGAGCGCACUGGACACCUGUUGCGAGCCGCAGAGAAAACAGCCGCUGGGUCUGCCCGAGAGCGAGCCUAACACUUACAGCCCAGGGGCUCCGCGGUCUGUCCAGGAUGGAUCUACCAACUUUCUGAUUGACCUAAGCUCAUCAGAUCCGCUGGUACAGGUCAGGACUGAGUCCAGGAGCUCUCUGUCCGGUAAACCUUUGGUCAGCUUUGACGUGAGCGCGCACACGUCCCCUCCACAGCACUCUCAAGCUAUGUUCAAGAGCGAAGUGUCCCGCUGGCCGAUGCACACGACUCCCGUCGAGCCGCACUUCUGGAGCCAGUCCCAGGGUGUCUCAGAGGAGCCCUAUACUCAUGCGCCCUACGAGAGCAUCCCGAGCCAGAGCCUGGUCCAGAGGAACCCUUCACCUUUCUCCACAUUCCCAGGCAUGCCCCCUCAGAGGCAGUGUGUGAUUUGUGGCGAUGAGGCGUCAGGCUGUCACUAUGGCGUUUUAACCUGUGGGAGCUGCAAAGUAUUUUUCAAGAGAGCUGUAGAAGGCCAUCACAGCUAUUUGUGUGCCGGCCGAAAUGACUGUAUUGUGGACAAAAUAAGGAGGAAAAAUUGCCCAGCUUGUCGCCUCAGAAAGUGCUACCAGGCUGGGAUGAUGCUCGGAGGCAGGAAGCUGAAACGUUUUGGGGCCUUGAAAGCCUUGGGUCUGUCCCCCUCCCUUAUGUUCCAGUCCCACUUGGCCAUGUCAGGAGAAAACCAGGCCCUGAACUCUAUGUCUUGCAUCCCUGGCAUACGAGAUGUACAGCUCUCCCAUCAGAUCAUCAGUAUUCUUGAGAACAUUGAGCCAGAGAUAGUGUAUGCUGGAUACGACAACACACAGCCCGAAGUGCCACACAUCCUGCUCAACAGUCUGAACCGGCUGUGUGAGAAACAGCUGCUGUGGAUCGUCAAAUGGUCCAAGUCUCUGCCAGGAUUUCGUAAUCUGCACAUCAACGACCAGAUGACCCUGAUCCAGUAUUCAUGGAUGAACUUAAUGGUAUUCUCUCUAGGGUGGCGAACCUUUCAGAACGUCACCAGUGAAUAUUUGUACUUUGCACCUGAUCUGGUUCUCAGUCAGGAGCAGAUGAGGAGAUCACCCAUCUAUGACCUCUGCUUGGCAAUCCAGUUCAUUCCUCAGGAGUUUGCGAAUCUGCAGGUCACUCGAGACGAGUUUCUCUGCAUGAAAGCCAUAAUCCUCCUGAACACAGUGCCUCUAGAAGGACUCAAGAGUCAAGCAGCAUUUGAAGAGAUGAGGCAGAGCUAUAUUCGAGAACUGAGCAAAAUCAUCCACCUGAAGGAAAAGGGCGUAGUGGCAACUUCACAGAGAUUUUACCACUUGACCAAACUAAUGGAUGCCAUGCAUGAUAUAGUGAAGAAGGUCAACUUGUACUGUCUGAGCACAUUUAUACAAGCUGACGCCAUGAAGGUAGAGUUCCCUGAAAUGAUGUCAGAAGUCAUUGCCUCUCAGCUGCCCAAGGUGCUGGCCGGUAUGGUGAGGCCACUGCUGUUCCACACAAAGUAAAUGUACCAGUGUGAAUGUCAUGUUACUGGAUCUAUCUCCACUCAAAUUCUGGAGACAUACAGCCAUGUAUGUAAAGUUACUUCUGCCUAAUUGCCUCAGUUUUUUUUUUGUUCCUCAAAUGAUCCCUUUUAAUACAGUUUUAAUCCACAAAUAUAUUAAAAAUGAUAUCCACAAUAUGCUAGCCACCCUUAUUUAUUCGUUCUUGUGACAGGUUGUACCAGCUACUGACCUGGACAGCCCUAUAAUUGAAUGCAACAAUGAGCACAAAAGGAACUGUGAUAAACUUCAGGGAGGAGAAAAUUACUGUAACAUAAUUAGAGUUAUAUCACAAUUACACACCCCUGCCUUGACUUGUGAAUUGUAACAACUAAUGUAAUUGUUUCACUGCAAAUUUAACAAUGCAUUUUGAGAGCUGGCUUAAUUUUACAUAUUUAAUUAUUCUUUUGACAGAAUGAGAUCAGUCUAGAGUAAUUAAUACCCAGCUUUAAUUUAAAGAACAUUAUUUUAUGGACGCAGUCAAG